AUGUCUCUGGAUUUCAAUCCAAAUCUAUCGGCACAAGAGCUAGUCAACAUUUUACCGAAUGGCGUUGCUAUAAUCACUCGCCAAUACAAAUUAAUAUCCGCCAGCCGCCGGUUCCAGGAGCUAAUUCCAUGCCCAAAUACGAAUUUUCGCGAGUGUUGGCUGCGGUCGAUCCAUUCGGACGAUCAAGAACGAGCUGCCGUUAAGUUCCGUGACGCUACGAACGAUAAAAGAAAAACGCUGCGUAUCGAAUAUCGCACCUCUGGGAAAAAUAUCGUGUGGUGCGCAUUAACUCUGGAGCCGUUAGAGAGUGCGGACCUUCAAUGCUUUGGUUUGGGUGGGGAUGGCGGCUUCGUUUGUACGGUCGCAGAUAAGACAUCAGAAAAGACAGCCGAGAUUGUUCAGCGGGAGGCGGCGGAGGAAGCGCGGGAAUCUAAGAAACAACAAGAGCGAUUCAUCGAUAUGAUCAGUCAUGAGAUUCGAAAUCCUCUCUCGGCGAUCUUGCACUGUACCGAGGAUAUCAUCGAGGCAAUAUACGAUAAGAAGCCGAGUGAAGUCUCGACACCGGAUAUCGCCGAGGCUGCAGAGACAAUCGGGAUUUGCAUUGCUCACCAGAAGAAGAUUGUCAAUGAUGUUCUUACCUUUUCAAAACUCGACGCAUCUAUGCUCACGCUUUCACCAAGAAGCGCACAGCCGAAACAACAUCUCACGAGCCCACUUGCGAUCUUUCGACCCGAGACCCGCAAGCUCCAUAUUCAUUUUGAUUAUAAAGCCGACGUGUCUUAUGGCGACGUUGGUAUUGAUUGGGUAAUGGCUGACCUUGAUCGGAUGGGCCAGGUCCUUGUUAAUCUGCUCUCAAACGCAGUCAAAUUUACCGCGGAAUCUAAGAAUAAGCGAACGAUCCGAGUUUCAAUAGGGGCGGCGAUAGAGCGACCAUCCUCAUAUCCGCCAAACGUGGUCUUCUUCGAGUCUGGAGAUGAAGCAUUAAGGGAGGAUGCAACGAAUACACCCGAAUGGGGAUCUGGGGAAGUGGCAUACGUUAUGGUAGCCAUCAAGGACUCGGGGAUUGGGAUUAGCGAUCAAGCCCAAAAAAAGCUUUUUGAGCGUUUCAAUCAAGCAACUCCCAAAACCGAGAGUGUCUAUGGUGGUUCUGGUCUUGGUCUCAAUGUUUCCAGGAAAUUGUGCCAUCUACAUGGUGGCGAAAUCGGAGUCAGUUCCAAAGAAGGACAAGGAAGCACCUUUGGAUUCUUUUUCAAAGUGCGCCGAAGUGUUAAACCAAGCGACAGCGCAGCUAAUAGGCAGGAAGGGUCUAAAAUUGAUCAGUUGACAUCUCAAAUCCAAGCACUGGGCAACGAAAUGAGUGGAGUCAAUCAAACGACUACAGAGCCCGUGAUAUCAAAGGAUCCAGCUGUGACAAGGACCAGAGAAUCAGAGCCCGGCGCCAUUGAUGAUGAAAGAACAGUUCAUACAAGCCAGCUAGCUUCCCAAGUCACCAAGGAAAAUCCGAGUGCUAUUUAUAACGAAAAUCAAAGCACGAAAUGCCAUGUUCUCUUAAUUGAGGAUAAUGCCAUCAAUAGGCGGAUCCUUUCUCGAAAACUGAAGUCUAAAGGAUUCCAGAUUUCAGAGGCUGUCAAUGGACAGGAAGGGGUCAAUGCCGCCCGUGCCACCAAAUUUGACUGCAUAUUAAUGGAUCAAGAGAUGCCAGUGAUGAAUGGCUGUACGGCAGCUAGGGCAAUUCGUGAUGCGGAGAAGGGUGGCCCUCGACAUGUUCCGAUACUUGGGGUGACGGCGAAUGCCAGGGCGGAGCAGGACAAUGAACUGUUUGAAGCUGGCAUGGAUUAUAUCAUCCAUAAGCCUUACAGUAUGAAGGAUCUGAUUGAGAAGAUAAACCAAUUCUCCAAGCAGUCCAAAGCAUAG
Penicillium cosmopolitanum is the source of this 1914-nucleotide messenger RNA. Its product is annotated as PAS domain-containing hybrid sensor histidine kinase/response regulator. Lineage: Eukaryota; Fungi; Ascomycota; Eurotiomycetes; Eurotiales; Aspergillaceae. The record is from RefSeq and is a predicted model, not a curated record. Bases 1 to 1914 code for a protein of 637 amino acids. Gene Ontology annotation, molecular function: phosphorelay sensor kinase activity; histidine phosphotransfer kinase activity. The transcript has a single exon. Gene Ontology annotation, biological process: phosphorelay signal transduction system; protein autophosphorylation.